AUGAAUCGUGAAGAGAUAGAGGAAGCAAUCUCAACACAUCUACCUGGCCUGUCUGUUGAAACUCUUACUUCCCUGCUGGAGGCGUUGGAAGAGCUUGGUGUUGAGAGUAGAGCAGACCUUGCUUUAGUUCAAGAGAAUGAUCUGGUGAAAUGCCUUCGACCAAUCCAGUGCCGUAAGCUGCUGAAUGGCCUCAAGAAUGAAGCACUUCGAACAGUUGAGAUCGAAUAUGCUGCUGUCCCUUCUUUACCUCUCAUAAGUACUCCUGAUCCUCCAUCCUCGAGUUCGGCAAGAAGUUCAAGCCCCUCUGUGCCUUCAUCUCCACUGGCUGGCAGGCCAUGGUAUAUAGACUUUCGGGUCAGAUGGGACAGGAUGACAGCAUCAAUUCGAAAAGCAUUGUCAAAUCAAGCAAGACCAUCACCAGGGGACAGAAAAGACAUGGUGAGGGCAGUUGUUGACCAGAUGUUUGAGCAUGAUCUCAACCCAACAAGAGCAAUAUGUCACAGCAUUGCCCGGAGCAUUGUACGUGACUACCCUAAAUGUUUUGCUGAUGUCGGGAAGAAAGGUGAUAUUGUUGGAGAUGGCAGUCACUCUCUUCUCCAACAAAUUAAAGCAAGAGUGGAAUACAAGAACAGAAAAAAUACCCUUGCGCGGCAUCGCAGAGAAAAAAGGCCACGCACUGCAGUGGUUGAGGGGGGCAGACUAAUGGCAAGAGGCCCUGUGGAUCAAUACGGCUGUGUAAGGUGGAGUCCCACAGAACUCCCAUCUGGAGAAACUAUGGAGAGCUUGUAUGAAAUCAAAAAGCAACUGUCCAACAUCUACUCGGAGAAAGGAAUGGGUGGAGCAGAGACAGCAGAAGCUCUGAUGGAGAAGACAUAUGUUAUCCAACGCCAGUACCUCAACAGUGUCCCUGCACCAAUGGUUGCAGAGAUUCAGGAGGAGUGGCCUUUUCUGUUUUCGCAGAGAGGCCUUUACACCCACUUCGGCCUACUGACAGAUGUCGCCAUCCUCGAUAAAAUGCAAGAGGCCAUAAACAACAAAGGCAGUACCAUCAUUCGGUUCUGCCAGGAACUCAGCCGUCAUCCCUCAAUUGAGGAAAUCCUGGCUAAAUAUGAGCCAGAGACAUCAGACAAGGCUGUGUGUGUCCUUCUGCUCCUGAUGGCAUACUUCAAAGAGCCCGAAACCUCCAUCAUGCUUGAGACUGAUCCAUGUACCACUGCCGCUGAUGUGCAAAGGAUGCAGGUGCUGCCAAACACCCCCUGCUUGAUUGUACAAGGUGACCUGAUGAAGCCAAGGGCGUGGAUGCUGUCCAUUGAGGAACAAGUAGUGAUGGGACCACACAGCAACAUCUUGAGCGGGUUGGCUGCGCUUUUUGCCAGCUUCUACAAUCUUAAUCUCCAGUACCCUGAGAAAAGUUCAUGCACUUUGGAGUUUAUUCAGAGAUGCUUCUUGAGUAUCAACCCAGAAACGGGCUCCAAGGCAAAGAGGAAGCGUGGAGGCAUCAACCCACAUGUCAGCACACUGAUGAGGAAACUUGUGGACUUUGAGUGGCAGGCAAUGUAGACGGAAUGAUUUUUUUUUCUUUAACAACUUAAGGGUAUCCCUUUUUGUUUGUUAUGACCCCUGGAUUCUGUUUGGCAGCCAUUUUGAUUUCAUGUACAUUUGAAUAGCAAAAAAACACCAAUUUUCACUAUUCCUGAUCCAGACAACAUGUUUAUUACUUUAUUGUUUAAACACUGGAAAACACCGGUUAUGGUCUUCAACCUGAUACAACCACGCUGAUAUCUGUUUACUUUGUCAGCAUGAAAACAUCUUAAAAGGACAUCUUUAGACCACCACAUUACAAAUAAGAGGCAGAAUCUAUUUCUCCUGUCUGACUUUGAGUGGUUUUACUGUUGCACAUUUUUGCUGUUGCACAUUUUAUAUUGAAUCGUUUUUAAAAGUGUUUGUUGAGAUGUUUACAUUUUGUUCAGAAUAUGCAGGCAUGUUUGCCAAGGGAACCUAUGUCUCCUACUUGUUUUAUUUUGAAAUUGUUUUGGGCAUGGGUUCUCAAAGUGAGGGCCUAAUGAGGGCCAUUGGAGGCAUUUUCUGGCAGCUCAUGAUGAGCCAAGGCAGUGGUUCUCAAAUAGUCCAGUCUUAGUACCCAAAUUCAAAGUUGCAUCCCAAAAAUUUUUUAAAUUUAUUUCACAAAAAAAGAUGUGCAGUAAUACACAAUCCCUUCAUGCACAAAUGAAAAGUGCUUUAAAAAAUUGAGAACAAUCACAAUAAAGUUUUCAAAAAAUAUAUAUGAGAAAAUGUAGUCUUUAUAUUAUUAUUUUAAUACAAAAUUAGAUGCUACUAUAGCACAUUUUAGCCUUUUUUAAGGACUAACGUCCCCACAGACGUCUUCACUGAAAACUUAGUCUUCAUAUUUCAUACAAAGUUAGGCACAAUUUUGCCUCUUUUUUAAACAAAACUUUAUGUAAUAUAAGAACUAACUUUUCCAUGGACUUAGUAUAACAAAGUGACAUGUGAG
Molecule: messenger RNA, 2512 nt
Organism: Acanthochromis polyacanthus (spiny chromis)
Lineage: Eukaryota; Metazoa; Chordata; Actinopteri; Pomacentridae
Exons: 5
Coding region: 1-1560 (519 amino acids)
Source: RefSeq, a predicted model, not a curated record